CUUACCAACUAUGAACUUCCACCGGUCCACAGAUGUGGAUCGGCCAUUGAGGGUGAAGCUGGGGUAUCUAGAGCGUCAACGCGAAAGUCUACCGAUGUCUGCGGUAAUUGAGGACCCUGCAUUGGGUCUUUCGGUGCUGGGAUCGCGCUCUCCUGUCACUAUGACCAUCCAGGCCCAAGUAUUUUCUAGUGCAAAGCCUCUUUCGCAGGACAUAUGGCUGCCACAAAAGCUUCCCGAGCUGAUACCGAAGUGGAAUGAAUGGGUAGAUAUACCAAUUGACGUCAAAGACUUGCCACUAGAUGCUUGCCUUUGUGUGACGAUUUGGGGGCCCUCAGGCGGCGCAGAGAUGCAAGUGUACGGUGGCACUACCUUGCCGUUGUUCGAUAAUACAGACAACACUCUUAUGCAGGGACGGCAAAAACUCAAGAUUUGGCUCGAUCAAAAGGCAGAUGGUCUCCCGAAUACUUCAACACCUGCUACUGGCUCGACCAACCCCAUGAAUCGCCUAGAGCUUUUGAUGAAGCGCCAUCAAACAGGACAUAUAAAAGCUCUUGACUGGCUAGACAACCUAGCCUUUCGUCGAAUCGAGAAAAUUAAUCAAGAAAGUCUUGUCCGUGGUGCUGAUGAUCACUUUUUAUUCAUCGAGUUGCCAGUAUACGACGCCGACAUGGUAUUCAAUGAUCACUACUACAAACGCGACCAAGAACCAGCCCCAACAUUUCAAUUGCCUACUCCCGUCACCGUUUUUGAUGAUGAGGCGCAACAGUCUGUGAUGGUUGUAUAUGAUCCUGAAUUUGCCAAAGAAUCGCCAAUUCAGUCUAAGCAUCGACGCCUCGUCCGUUCGGCAGCCCAUGAUAAAGAUUUGCGGCCUAAUCCUCAAAUCCGCGAUGAGCUUGCUGCUAUUAUGAACUUUUCGCCUGUUCGAGAGCUUACAAGCGACGAGAAAAAUCUUGUCUGGAAGUUCAGGCACUAUCUUACCCGUCACCCAGCUGCCCUCAGCAAGUUUGUUCGUAGCGUGACUUGGGACGACUCCCACGAAGCUCAAGAAGCUGUCGAAGUUCUUCACUUGUGGGCAAGAAUUGAUGUUGCGGAUGCUCUUGGUCUUUUGGGGCCUGGAACCACUAACGCGCGAGUCCGUGCAUAUGCUGUUGAUCGGUUGCGUAACGCAAGUGACCACGACCUUAAACUUUACCUGCUGCAGCUUGUUGAAGCUUUGAAAUUCGAGCCAUGGUCAGUCAGUCCAGCGAAAUCUUACCUGGCGCGAUUCUUGAUUAAUCGUGCAAUUCUGAACCCUAUUCUUGGUAACUUUUUCUAUUGGUACGUCUCAGUACAAUCAGCUGAACGCCGUUAUGGAGCUCAGAUUUACCAGCCCAUUCUCCGCCAUUAUUUGACUGCUCUGCCUGGUGCCCCAGAUGGAGAGGGACAAAUUAUGCAGAUAAAGUUCCAGGUGAAGUUUAUCAACAAGCUUCUUGACCUGGCAAAAAUGGUCAAGCAGAGUAAAGAGAGUCGGCCGAGGCGAAUCGAGCAAUUGCGCGACUAUGUUUCUGACCCAAGGAAUGAGCUGGCCUCCUUCUUACCUACUAUUUUACCCAUCGAUCCAACAGUUGUAAUUGUGGGGUGCGUCGCCGAAGAAUGUACAGUGUUCAAAUCGAGUAUGCAGCCCCUCAAAAUCGUACUCAAGACACAAGGUGGUGGAACCUAUCCGAUCAUUUUCAAGAGCGGUGACGACCUACGGCAAGAUCAACUUGUUAUCCAGAUCAUCCAGCUUAUGGAUCAACUCCUACGCAACGAGAACUUAGAUCUUAAGUUGACUCCUUAUAGCGUGCUAGCCACUUCACCGAGUGACGGUGCAAUGCAGUUCGUUCCAAACGAAACGGUCGCACAUGUUAUUGGAGAGUAUCACGGUAUUCUUCCGUUCUUGCGCAAGUAUAAUGCCGACACUAACGCACCUUACGGUGUCAAGGUGGAGGUCAUGGACACGUUUGUACGGUCUUGUGCGGGAUACGCUGUUAUCACUUACUUACUUGGUGUUGGAGAUCGCCAUCUAGAGAACUUACUUCUUACGUUCGAUGGCCAUUUCCUGCAUAUUGAUUUUGGCUACAUCCUGGGUCAGGAUCCCAAACCUUUUCCGCCCAUGAUCAAACUCCCUAUUCAUCUAAUUGAUGGUAUGGGUGGUAUUACAUCUGAUAACUACGUCAAGUUCUGCAGUUAUUGUUUUACCGCCUUUACAACACUGCGAAGGUCGUCGAACCUUAUCCUUGCGUUGUUCAGUCUAAUGACAGAGUCAUCGAUUCCGAAUAUCAUGACUGAGCGUGGGCAAGCCGUGCAUAAGGUUGAGGAGCGUUUCUGUCUAAAUUUGACUGAACAAGAAGCCAUUCUCAGGUUCAAGAAUCUGAUUGAUGACUCGGUAAACGCUUUCCUUCCUAUGGUUAUUGAUCGUUUGCAUUCACUUGCGCAAUACUGGCGAGCUUGA
Molecule: messenger RNA, 2473 nt
Organism: Wickerhamiella sorbophila
Lineage: Eukaryota; Fungi; Ascomycota; Dipodascomycetes; Dipodascales; Trichomonascaceae
Product: Phosphatidylinositol 3-kinase catalytic subunit type 3
Exons: 1
Coding region: 11-2473 (820 amino acids)
Biological process (GO): endocytosis; phosphatidylinositol-mediated signaling; autophagosome assembly
Cellular component (GO): membrane; peroxisome; phosphatidylinositol 3-kinase complex, class III, type I
Molecular function (GO): 1-phosphatidylinositol-3-kinase activity
Source: RefSeq, a predicted model, not a curated record